Colletotrichum truncatum is the source of this 1422-nucleotide messenger RNA. Its product is annotated as proline oxidase. Gene Ontology annotation, molecular function: FAD binding; proline dehydrogenase activity. The record is from RefSeq and is a predicted model, not a curated record. NCBI's taxonomy places the organism in Eukaryota, Fungi, Ascomycota, Sordariomycetes, Glomerellales, Glomerellaceae. Gene Ontology annotation, cellular component: mitochondrion.
AUGCACCGAUUACCUCCCUCCCGUUUUCAUGUUGCAAGUUCUAUCAGGAAAGCUACAUCCAUCCUCGGCCAUGUGUCUCACACCCCACUGCAAGCUCGAUUCUCAUCGCAGAUCAGGAAUACGCCAACAGUGUUGCCGCCACUCUCUAAACUCCCCCUCAAAGUGCUUCUUCGAUCAUUGUUGAUAGCAACCAUUUCCUCAAAUCGCCUUCUUCUGGGUCCCUCUCUGGUAGUAUUAAGGUUCUUGAACGAGCCACAUCGGUUCUGGGGGUUUGACGUUCAGAGGAACCCCCUGCUUCACAGCCUUAUGAAGAAAACGAUGUAUAAUCAUUUCUGCGCUGGCGAAGAUCGUGCUGAAGUCACCUCUACAAUUGGAGAGAUGAAGCGGAUGGGGUUCCGAGGAGCGAUUCUUACCUACGCACGCGAGAUUGUAGUCGAUAAUCAGACUGAAGAAGAAACCGGCAGCGGCUUGAAAGAGUCAGCCUCUGAAUCAGAGAUUGAGAAUGAUUCUAGCAUUGAAGCUUGGCGGGAUGGCGUUUUGACAACGGUCGACAUGCUUGGCGAAGGAGACAUCUUGGCUCUCAAACUGACCGGCGCCGGCGCAGCUGUGUCCGAUACUCUUUCGUCUGGCAAACCGCUACCUAGACAGAUGGCAGAAGCCCUCGCUGAGGUGUGCUCUCGGGCUGUCGAACGACAGGUCCGCAUCUUUGUUGACGCGGAGCAAGUCAAGGUGCAACCAGGGAUAGACGCAGUAGCACUUGAUCUUAUGCGUCGCUACAACAUAGACGGAAAAGGCGCAGUUGUGUACAACACUUACCAAGUAUAUCUCAAGAGCGCCCCCGAUACGCUCGCUGAGCACAUGAAAACAGCAAACAAAGAAGGUUUUGUCCUCGGAGUAAAGCUUGUCCGCGGUGCCUACAUUAGCUCGGAGCCACGGCAUCUUAUCAACGACACCAAGGAAGACACAGACAAAUCUUACGACUCAGUUGCUCACGGUCUUCUAUCUCAGAGUUACAGAGACUUCGGAGCCGCUGGUGGUGUAACGUUUCCAGGCCUAGAGCUAUUCCUCGCAACGCACAACAAACACAGCGUUCUCGCAGCCAACGAACUGCAGCAAUCUCGUAUUAAAAAAGCGCAGCCGCUGACAAAGAUUCAGUACGGACAGCUGUUGGGCAUGGCUGAUGAGGUCAGUUUCAGUCUAUUGCAGCUGGUGGACUCUAGUGUCAAGGGGGAAGAAACACCGAGGAUGGCCCCGAUAGAGGUUUACAAGUGCCUGAGUUGGGGCUCCCUAGAAGACUGCCUGUCAUAUCUUCUUCGACGAGCGGUUGAGAAUAGAGAUGCUGUGUCUCGAACCAAGUCGGAGUUUACUGCGCUGAAGGCAGAAGUAUGGAGGAGAGCCAAGAACGGUGUGUCGGUUAGGUAG